CAGAUUCUCAUCCGGUUGGCUCGAGACGGAAAGCUUUCAGUGAAAGCGAAAGAUAUACAAGGGUGUCUCGAGUGGCUCCUGAAAGAUGGAGCGAUAACCCAUCCGCGGGAUAUUUUUGGCCCGGAAGGAUGGGGGGCAUGCACGCAAGCGCUGGCGGAGCAUGCGAUGGCUACCAAAUCAGCCAAACAUCUGAAAGUGUGGGGCACAAUCUUGCAGCUGCUGAAGCGGGGUAUGGAGGAAAAGGAGACUAUGUGGGCGGCACGCAAGGCACUGGGGUUGGACUGCCAAGGUCGCCUCCCGUUCACUGAGGAGCAGGAAACGCAAGUAGAAAAAGGUGAAUUAGAAAUAGAGCCAAAACAGGAAGGCUCGGACUCUGAAAUUCUGACAGCACAAGAGGAAAAAGGGGAAGAAAAGCAAGUGCAGGAAGAGAUAAUGGCUCGUGUGUGCUUGACUUGUGGGAUUAUGAAACCAAUGUCUGAAGGGUCGUGUCUGGGAUGUAUAAAGAAAGCAUAUCCGGUAACUGGAAAGAGGUUGAACCCUCCGCAGUACCCCUGGGACGAUUUGCGGGAGGCAGAGCGUAAAGCACGGUCCACGCAGCCUGCUCCCUCGCCAGCUCCGUUGCCAUCCGCGCCACCACAGUUUGUGGACCCAGAGGAAUGGUUGCCUGGGCUAGCAAUGAAAGCCCCGGAGGAUCCGUUGGAGAUGGCAGCAGAAAUAGCCAGUCCGGAAGCUGGACGAGGAGCAGAUAGGCAAAGAUGGCGCGAGAGGGAAGUGCUGCGCCCAGGAAAGGGGAACCAGUGGCGGGCCCCUGAUAAGCAUCCUGACAUUGCAGAGGAGGUUGAGGAGCUCUCCGAGCAGCUUGCGGCUGCGUGGGGGACAGAAGAGGGGGGAGACGCGGCAGCGGUCGGAAGCCGGAAACCGGGUCGGGAGCCUGGUCGGCUUGGGGGGACCUCUCGGGCCGGGAAGGCGCAAGUUAAUGACCACAAAGUGCAGAUGAACCUGCAGCAGUUACAGCAAUUAGUUAAUGAAAUAACUGCAGAGGUAGAACCCACUGCGCCAUGGACGCGCAUCCAGCAAGGUCCUACUGAGACCUUUACUAACUUUGUGGACCGAUUAAGUGUAGCGGUCGAAAAUGCCGCUAAUCUGCCUGCUGCCUCAAAGACUGCUAUCCUAAUAGAUUGCAUGAAACAGCAAGCAAAUGCGCCCACUAGGCGAAUCCUAGCAACAGCACCACGGGAGGCGGGGGUAGCAGAUCUCGUAAAACAUGUUGCUAAUGUCCAACGCCAUGAGGACUUGACACAAACCGCAGCUUUGCUCGCUAGGGCACAGCCUCUGACCUGUUUCGGCUGCGGCAACGAGGGUAUGGCAAAAAGGAUGGGUUUUGAUUACACAGGGACGUGGGUAUGCAGCCGUGGAACUUGAAGAGGGAGGGCCCAUCAAAUGGGUCCCAGUAAAGUGGAUUAAACCUGAUUUGUCUCAGAUCAAUAUUUCCACAGGUACCGAAGUAGUGAAAGAAGCAGACGACCAGCAACAGGACGUGUGAAGAAGCACAGUGGAUCACCGGCUGUAGCUACUUUGUUGUCUGUAUGGUGAAUAUUGCCUUGCCAAAAAGACAAGGUGUUGCUGUGUAAAUACUAAUGCCUAGCUAAUUACGCACUGCAGGAAAAGGAAUUGCUUUAUCUCUAUUAGCCUGCCGCACCAGCAAAAAUGUAUCUUAAUCUGUUUAGAAGCUUAUAUUUCGUGAGCAUAAUGACUAUCGUAGCUAUAUAUGUUCCACCUCAACCUAAGACUAACAUUUGGGUUACUCUAGCUAAUCUUACAAAUCAGGAAUCCAUUUGCCUUGCUCUUUCGUCACCUGGUAACCCCUUCUCCACAUGCCUUGUAGGUUUGCCGACAGAUGUCUGGCCUUGUCCACUCCUGCCGUACUUUUGUGUUCUUCAUGGCGACAAACCGUAUUGUUCAAACAGCACUCCCGCAUGCAAUGCUAAUAAGCCAAAUAGAGUAGUUGAGCUAUGGGAUUUUUGGGUGCCAUAUCUCCCCGUUGCUCCUGCCGAGCCUCAAGAAUUAGAACUGUUAGGAUCUGUAAAAAUGGACAGUUGUUUAUACUUUAAGUGGACCAAUGAAAAGGUAAAGAACAUUAGUGCAACAGUUGUGAAUUCAAGCCUUCCAGUUUAUAGGAAUGCAUCUGAGUGGUGCCAAUAUACUGCCAAGCAACACUCACGAUCCUCUGAUCAUCCUUUCUCUUUGCCUAGCGGCCUAUUUUUGAUUUGUGGUGAUCGAGCUUGGCCAGGUAUUCCCUCAAAACUUAGAGGAGGUCCUUGCUCGAUAGGUAGAUUGUCCUUAUUGACACCCAACACAUCCAUGAUUCUAAACAUGUCCAGGUAUUACUCCAGUAGGCGAAUGGGACGCAGUGUACACAGUUUUAUUAGCAAAUGCCAGGAUAAUGUAAAGUUUUGGUCACCAGGAGAAAUUAUUGCAGCCUCCUUUUUAGCUCCAGGCGUUGCAUCAGCCGGAGCGCUGGCACAGCUUAACAAGCUAGGUUGUUGGUUAGCUAAACAAACUAAUGCCAUGUCGCGAGCUAUAAGUGAUUUGUUAAUUGAUGUAGAUUCUGUAAGACAUGCCACUCUUCAAAAUAGAGCUGCCAUUGAUUUUCUCUUAUUAGCCCAAGGCCAUGGUUGUGAAGAAUUUGAAGCGAUUACAGUCUGCCUUAAGUGUCCGCGUCUCAGCUGCCUCAUCCGGCGUCCAACAACAGCGUGAAACACUUCAACAACAACUGCAUCAAACUGAGCACCGCUUCCUGCCUAUCACGACAUCUUAAGUCAUGGGGAGGGGGAGAUGUAGGGAUCGGCGCUCGGAAGAUCUCGCGUUGUUACGGAAAGCUCGCGAUAGGGAAAAAGUGCAAACAUAAGCACUAAAAAGUGCAAGGCGAGGCAGCGGUCAGCAAAACACACGUAACCAAUCAUAGAACAUAUUACCUUAUAUGUACUGUCUAAAAAUAAGCAUAAGCAUCUAUAGUAUAUAAGACUAAUGCACUAAUAAUAAAUUGGCUUUUGUUGCAUCCA
Catharus ustulatus (Swainson's thrush) is the source of this 3062-nucleotide messenger RNA. RefSeq lists its product as uncharacterized. Lineage: Eukaryota; Metazoa; Chordata; Aves; Passeriformes; Turdidae. The coding region runs from base 166 to 1422 and encodes 418 amino acids. The transcript is spliced from 2 exons. The record is from RefSeq and is a predicted model, not a curated record.